AUGAUUAGAUUAACCUAGUACUGGUAAUAUCAAUGCUAAUGAGGCAAACAGGCGAUACCCCCAAAGCCCAUUUUCUUGGAAUAUACUUUCAAAGACUAGUAUUUUCAUUUCAUGUGUGUGUGUGUGUGUGUGUGUGUGUGUGUGUGUGUGUGUGUGUGUGUGUGUGUUUUAAUAUACUUUUAACACUAUUAUGUUUAUACAAAACUAGUAUUUCUUGAUUGUGUAUUUAACCGUUGUGAAAAAGGGUAUCUUCCUUACCGGUUCUCGUUGCAACCGAUGUCGAGUUUUUGACCAUUUUGCCCCUUGGAGGACUUCUUUAUAAGUCCCUUUUGAUUGUGUGUAUUUGGUUUCAAAGAAAAAUGAAAUAUCAUUAAAAAAGAAAGGCGAAUGCUAAUCUUGUUGUUGAUCUCCUCCUCUCUCAGGCUACAUUAGAAAACAAGUGUUGUGUGUACUACUAUUAUGGCAUACACUUUGUCUCAAGUUUCUAGUGUGGGAGGAGAGAGAGGCCUUCGUCGCUCGUUUUCGACCAAUGAUCUUCACCGAAGAUCCACUAUCCGACGCUCAUAUUCGGACAAUCAUCUAUGUUACUCGAUUAGUCCCAUAAGGGCGGCUUCGACAGCUCAGCAACAACCGAAGCUCAAGAAUAGCCGUUCGAUGGGAUUCUUCAACAUACAGUUAUCGGGUGCAAUGAUUCCCGACACACUCAAAUCCUUCCUCUUCGAUCCCGAAACGGAUAAACAGAUGAACAAUACGGAGGAGGAGGAGGAGGAGAAUAAUAAUAAUUCGAAGGAAAAUAGUGAUUGUGAUGAUGACGUCGACGAGAUCGAGAUCGACGGUCAGAAACGAUCGAAUUGGAUCGAACGUCUCAUGGAGCUUCGGAAUAGUUGGAGAUCGGUGAAACAAGAAAACAGUGUUGAUGGUGAUGAAUUUGUUGUCGGUGAUGGAGGAGAAAAUGAGGAAGAAGAAGAAGGGUGCGAAGUGGAAUACGAAGAAGAUGAAAACGGAAAAGAAAUCGAGAUCGAUAGAGAAACGUUUUCGUCUUUGUUGAAACGAGUUUCUUGGUCGGACGCUAAGCUUUUCUCGCAGUUGGCUUUCUUGUGUAACAUGGCUUAUGUGAUCCAAGAUAUGAAGACAAGAGAUUUAAGGAGAUAUUAUGGACUAGAAUUUGUGACAUCUUCAUUGGAGAAAAAAGCAGAAGCAGAAGCCAUUAAAGAAAAAGUUGAUCAAGAUUCGACUAGAGUGUCCGUUUUAGAGACUACAACUAAAAGAGAAAACCCCGAGAAAUUACCCCGUCUUAAUUCAUCGGCUGCGUACGAGAUUGCAGCAUCGGCAGCAUCUUAUGUCCAAUCCCGAGCCAACGACCUAAUAUCCGAGCCUCAACUCGGUGAGAAAAACGAUGAUUGUGUAAUAAAUAAUGGGGCUUCGCCAAGAGUCUAUAACUCGGAAAUGGCCGCUUGUGUGGCGGCAUCGACUAUGACAGCUGUCGUGGCGGCAGGGGAGAAGCAGAAGGAGGAGGCGGCAAAGGAUCUUCAGUCGCUUCAUUUAUCUCCGUGCGAUUGGUUCGUCUGUGAUGAUUCGAGCAUAUACACUCGUUGUUUCGUCAUUCAGGGAUCAGAUUCAGUGGCAUCAUGGCAGGCAAAUCUCCUCUUCGAACCAACUAAAUUCGAGGGGACGGAUGUGCUAGUUCACAGAGGAAUAUACGAAGCAGCAAAGGGGAUAUACGAGCAAUUCUUACCGGAGAUAAAACGGCACAUGGCAAGAUUUGGAGACAGAGCGAAGCUUCAGUUCACGGGACAUUCGCUCGGCGGGAGUCUUGCCCUUCUAGUCAACUUGAUGCUUCUAACAAGAAACGAAGUUGACCGAUCGGCUCUUCUUCCGGUGGUUACUUUCGGGUCCCCCUUUGUCUUUUGUGGGGGCCACAAAAUCUUGGAUCGGUUGGGAUUGGAUGACAAUCACGUUCAUUGUGUGAUGAUGCAUAGAGAUAUUGUCCCGAGAGCGUUUUCAUGCAACUACCCAAACUAUGUGGCUCAAGUGCUCAAGCGUUUAAACGGCACCUUUCGCUCGCACCCCUGCCUUAACAAGAACAAACUGUUGUACUCUCCUAUGGGGAAGAUGUUCAUUGUUCAGCCCGACGAGAAGUCGUCGCCGCAUCACCCACUUCUUCCUCAAGGUAGUGCAUUAUGGGCGUUGGACGAUACUAAAAGCCCGUUAUCGAACAGUGCUCUUCGGGCAUUCUUGAACUCGCCUCAUCCGAUCGAAACUUUGAGUGACCCCACAGCUUAUGGAUCCGAGGGUACCAUAAUCAGGGACCACGAUUCGAGCAAUUAUUUGAAGGCGGUUAAUGAUGUUAUAAGACAACGUACGAGGAUUGUUGUGAGGAAAGCAAGAAAACAGAGGAACCAGCUAUGGCCACUAUUGACUUCAAGAUCACCACAUGCUUGGAGACACACUUGUAAUAAUAUAGAAGGCAGUAAGAAAGUAUUGACUGGUGUUUAAAACAAAAUCAUCCUGCAGUAUGAGAUGUUGAAAUAGGUCAAUUAUUUUCUCUGUAAAUUAUAAAAAUCAUGAAACCUUGUUUAUUGGUAUAUAAAUAAAUAUAUAAUGUUAUUUACUGAUUAA
Molecule: messenger RNA, 2619 nt
Organism: Erythranthe guttata (spotted monkey flower)
Lineage: Eukaryota; Viridiplantae; Streptophyta; Magnoliopsida; Lamiales; Phrymaceae
Product: alpha/beta-Hydrolases superfamily protein
Biological process (GO): lipid metabolic process
Molecular function (GO): glycerophospholipid phospholipase A1 activity
Source: RefSeq, a predicted model, not a curated record